Molecule: messenger RNA, 800 nt
Organism: Closterium sp. NIES-67
Lineage: Eukaryota; Viridiplantae; Streptophyta; Zygnematophyceae; Desmidiales; Closteriaceae
Source: the annotation of a GenBank genome assembly
CUGUUCUGACAGCCCUCACUCACAUCUCUCUCAUCAAUGAUCGCAUCGUGGCUGAGAUGGGGGUUCUGGCAGCGAAUCUGCCGUCCAUUCCCAACCUGCAGUACCUGGACAUUAGUUACAACUUUAUAUAUGGCCCCCUUCCCACCGCCAUACUCGCCAAAGACACCCUCACUUUCAUCUCCCUCGCUUCCAACUAUCUCUCCGGUUCGAUCCCAGCCGUCGGAUCGCAGAUCUCCGAGCUGCACCUGCCCCACAACUACCUCACAGGCACCUUCCCCAGCUCAGGUGCCACCUUCGCCAGCUGUACCUGCGCCGAUAACUGCCUGCAGAGCGCGGUGAACUGCAAUGCUGGGGAUGACGCGCUGCAGAGGGAGUCAGGGUGUGACAUCUGCAGCCAUGCCAUUGGGACUGUCCAGCCGUGCGGUGCAAAUGGAGUGUGUGCGCCAGAGGUCUCUCCUGCUGCUGAACCGGGCUCCCUGCUGCCCAUGACGUGCCAUGCCUCUGGGGGGAAGAAGAGCAAGCGCGCGUGCAAGAAGAAGCGCUCCGUCUGCCACCCCUUGCAGUGCGGCGCCGGCUAUUUCUGCGUGCCCUUCGUGCGUAGCUGCAAGGGUUACAAGUGCGUCAAGUUAUGGCGAUAACUGGGUUUCAGCGCCGUAAAACACCGUGUAACCAGAUUGGGAGGUCGUUUGGUGGAGAUUGAGGGAGCCUCAAAGCUCCAUGCUAUUCGGCAUGUACAGAGCUACAAGGGUUGUUUCAAGUGUGUCGUGUCGAGUCGAACAUGGGGGGUAAUCGGGUUACCA